Phyllopteryx taeniolatus (common seadragon) is the source of this 2845-nucleotide messenger RNA. RefSeq names its product ornithine transcarbamylase (gene otc). Gene Ontology annotation, biological process: L-citrulline biosynthetic process. The record is from RefSeq and is a predicted model, not a curated record. The transcript is spliced from 14 exons. Lineage: Eukaryota; Metazoa; Chordata; Actinopteri; Syngnathiformes; Syngnathidae. Gene Ontology annotation, cellular component: mitochondrion. The coding region runs from base 1611 to 2681 and encodes 356 amino acids. Gene Ontology annotation, molecular function: ornithine carbamoyltransferase activity; amino acid binding.
CGUCACUGGGGAAGAGUAAAACACUCACGCUGAGUUUUGCUGGCUCAGAGGAAAACUUGCGAUUGCGCUCGUUGAAGAGGAGAAAAGACGAGGCCAUAUAUGGAAAAUGCAUUGCAGAAAAUGAGACACCCAAGAGUUCUUGAGAUGCCUCGGGGAGCUCACGAGGAAAUUGUGUUUGCAGGCUCGCAAAUCGCGCCGAGAUUGAAUGCGCUGGAACCUCCGAAGUGGUACAAUUUAGAAUCAGGCCAAAUUUGAAUGCCUCAAAAGUCACACAAAACCUGGACUCCAAACCAUCAUCGGGCUUGAUUCAAAACUGGCGGGACUUCAGUUCAUUGAGCAUUUCAAGGGAUUGAUUUGUGAUUGACUCUUUGGAUUUUUUCUUGCUGCUGGAAAAGUGUGACGCAACCAUAGAACAGGAACUGGAACUUACUGCAACACAAGAAAGGGUCUGCUCAGGAGAAUACCGGCAGUCUCUCGACAUACACUCACUUACAUGGCUUCAAAGUUUCAAGAUCCUACGCCAGUUCCAAUUGCAGGGCGCACAUAGCCAAACAACCCAUUUGGAGUCUAUCAGGCAUUUUUUUUGUGGGAGGAAAUCAAAGUAACCGGAGAGAAGCCACCCAGACACGCAAGCCCCACACGCGAAGCCCGAAGCCCGAAGCCCGAAGCCCGAAGCCCGAAGCCCGGAUUUGAACCCACCACCUCUGAACUGUGAGCGCAUCUUUUAUAAAGGCAGUCCACGUUCGACACGCGUAUUAAGCGACGCGUCUUAAUUAUUCUGCGCCUCACCGCCAACGGUGUCUACAAAGUUUGUUUGAGGCCACAGCUGUAAUUCAUCUACGCCUGAACAAAAACCACUCGAUGCAUCAGAGGACGUACGAGGAGACUCAUCACAGCAGGCUUCUAUUUAUCUUCAUCCAUCCACAACGGACUGUAGGACGUGCGCCAAGUUCAACAAAACUCAUCUCAUCACUGCACCAAAUUUUACUAUCCAAGUGCGUCAAGGCCACACAAAGUGGAUGCUAAUAGGUGUGGCCCUAAUACAAAGAGUGAACAGAGUUCACGGCAUGUGCACGGCAAGUCAACGCACGCAAGCGCUCGAGUGAUUCUCGUGUUGUCAGCGAAAUUUGAGCAGGAUCAAAUGCUGCGUAAUUACAUGGCUCCAACGCCACUUUCAUACACUUUCUUUUCUUCUUUGCCGUUUAUUGGCUCGGUCCCCAGGAAUACAGCAAAAUACAGAUCCGGAUAAAGAUGCAUACUGUUGCAAUCUACUUGCAUUUGGGAAGAGUGGGGCAGUGGACCGCCACAUGGAGAAGAUGGCGCUGCUGGUUCAAAGGCGGAUGAAGAUACUUUGGAUAUAGAGUUUGAACAUAAUAAAACUGAGACGUAGCAUUCGAAUACUUUGAAAUGAAUUAAAUUGUGGUUAACAAAAAAAUAAAAUCAAACAAAUGAAGACGAAGCCACACCCCAUUUUAGGCGACGCUGCGUGUGCGUGUUGGCGUGCGCGUGCGCGCGCGUGUGUGUGCGUCUAUCAAUGAAGGCUUCUCUCUCUCUCUCUCUGCACGUGAUCCAUCUAUAACGCCGCCCCUCCCACAUAGACGAGUUUUGCGAUGUAUUUUCAACGUUUUGCCAGUAAAAGUCUCAUUUCCGGAAGUUUGAGGACUUUUGAAAAGACCCUUCGUCGUGGAUUUAGGAGCGGCGUUGCUGUGCAAUGCGGCGCGAGUUUGAAGGGUCGCAGCUGCUUGACGCUGAAAGACUUCACUUCGGAAGAAAUCAAGACGCUUUUGUGGCUUUCUGCCGAUUUAAAAGAUCGCAUCAAGCGUGGAAAACAGUAUCUGCCUCUUCUGCAAGGGAAGUCCAUUGCGAUGAUAUUUGAGAAGAGGAGCACCAGAACAAGAAUGUCCACAGAAACAGGCUUCGCUUUGCUGGGGGGGCAUCCUUGUUUCCUCACAGCCCAAGACAUCCAUCUGGGAGUGAACGAGAGUUGCGCUGACACUGCAAGGGUUCUAUCAGGACUGUGUGACGUCGUCCUGGCUCGGGUGUGCAGUCACUCCACACUGGAGGAACUGGAUAAGGAGUGCUCCAUUCCCAUCAUCAACGGACUGUCAGACCUCUACCACCCGAUCCAGAUUCUGGCAGACUUCCUGACCUUACAGGAGCAUUACGGGUCCCUCGCUGGACUAACGCUGAGCUGGAUUGGAGAUGGCAACAACGUCCUGCACUCUUUUAUGAUGACUGCACCCAAAUUGGGAGUCCACUUAAAAGUUGCUACCCCGAAGGAUUAUGAGCCAGAACGGAGCGUAGUUGAAGAGGCUGUGAGACUCUCGAAAAAGCACGGCACGCGGCUCGUGCUGACCUCGGAGCCCACGGAGGCGGCUCGCGACAGCAACGUUUUGGUGACUGACACCUGGGUGAGCAUGGGGCAGGAGGAGGAGAGAAGAAAAAGGCUCCAAGACUUCCAUGGUUACCAGAUUACCAUGCAGACAGGAAGUGUAGCCCAGCCAGACUGGACCUUCCUGCACUGUCUUCCCCGCAAAAAGGAGGAGGUGGACGAUGACGUUUUCUACUCGUCCCGCUCCCUCGUCUUCCCGGAGGCAGAGAAUCGGAAGUGGACAAUCAUGGGCUUGAUGGUGUCACUCUUGACCGACUACAAACCACAAACGCCAACGCUCAAGUUUUAAUUAGCAAGUUUAGGCGCAUUCAAGACAUCUCUUCAUCAAAAGAUCGAUUUUGCUUUUUGAAUCAUACGUCAAUUCAAUUAUAUUGACUUCCUCGUGUGGCUGUAUUAAUAUGGGUGUGAAGAAAUUUCUCUAUGAUGGACAAUGACAAUAAAAAAGAAAAAGUA